Messenger RNA from Funneliformis geosporum, 591 nucleotides. NCBI's taxonomy places the organism in Eukaryota, Fungi, Glomeromycota, Glomeromycetes, Glomerales, Glomeraceae. The record is from the annotation of a GenBank genome assembly.
AUGGCUUCUCAAGAAACACAAGUUUCUAAUGCCUCCUUCGAUAUCUCAAAAUUAAUUGACACAAUAGACUUUGCUGCUAAGAAACACUCAUUUCAGAAACGUAAGGAUCCUCAAGGAACACGAAACUUAGCAUAUAUUAAUCAUCCGAUUGGUGUGGCUAAAAAUCUUACCGAUGCUGGAAUUUAUGAUCUUGCAACUAUACAGGCCGCAAUAUUGCACGAUACGGUAGAAGAUACGGAUACGUCUUUUGAAGAGAUCGAACAGCAAUUCGGGCGGGAGGUUAGAGAUAUUGUAGCGGAAUGUACGGAUGAUAAAACCUUGGUGAAAUCUGAACGUAAACGAUUACAAAUUGAAACUACUCCACAUAAAUCUCAAAAGGCGAAGGAAGUGAAAUUGGCCGAUAAACUGUAUAAUCUUAGAGAUUUGCAAAGAGUGGCACCUACAGGAUGGUCAAAAAAAUAUAUUCAAGAAUACUUUACAUGGGCUAAGAAAGUGACAGAUGGAGCAAGAGGAACUAAUCAAAAAUUGGAAGAUCAAUUGGAUGAAAUAUAUUCAAAUGGUAUUUGUAAUCAAUUACAUAAUACAUUGUAG